AUGGCUCAACGUCAACUUUCGCGUACUCUGCCGAAGAACUUUACCUUCUCCCUCGGCGACAAUGAACCCAAGACUCCCGAGCGCCCUAGCACCACCAUGAAUGUGCCUCCUCCACCUCGUCAUUCAAUCUCCAGCGGCCGUCUGCCUAGAGUUCGGGCUCGUGCCGGUACCAAUGUCUGCGCUCGCAUGGACAUGGAUAUGUUCCAAUUCCACGGCUCUGAUGUUCCCCUGCCUUCAAUUGAAGUGCCCCAACCGACCACCGACCUCGAGGCGCCUUUAUUCCGUGAUUUUGCCAACGAUGAGGGAUAUCUUGCCCCCCUCGCGCGCGAAGGGAUUUUAAGACGCCACCUGCGCAGAUCCGUGACACCUGGCCCAAAUGACAUCAAGCGCCCAGACUCGGCUUGCUCGACUUUGUCAAAUUCUUCAGUUGAAUCCAUUGAAACGUUCGCAUCCCGACCGUCUGUAGGAAGUUUCACCAGUGUCGAGAGCGAUUUGUUUGACUCUUACUUCCCUUUGGAGAUGUCUAAAGAACCUGAGAUUGAGUCGCCUUCGCGACCCCAGAAGCAGUCGGUGAAUGUCAAAGUGUCCAAGAAGUCCUGGACUCGCGACAUGGAUACCCACUUAUGGAAUACCUACCAAAUCUAUCUUCAGGACCCUACUAUGACCCCAUUCAAGAUGACCCCUGGUAGUAUCCCUCCUCUGGGAGUCACCUCACGUGUUGCGCGACGCGCCAAGAAGACAUGGGGGCAAAAGAGCAGUCGCAUCGUUGAAUCUAUCUCGAUGAAGUCUGUUGAAUCCAAGGGAAUUUCUACACCCAAGGCUGUGGACGAGGAGGUGCAACCAGGCUGGCCCAAGUCUGACUCCAAGACUCGACGACGCCUGAAGAUGCUAUGUCGACGCAAAUUCUCCAUUUCUCCUCACUAUCAGCGCAUAAUGCAGUCUCGCACUCCCGAGCCUAUCACGGAGAUGUUUGGCCCUCCUACGGAUACCCGCGUUAAAGACUUUGCUGAUAACUCUGCCUACACUACUCGUGACCUCGGAAUUUCUCUUGUCGCCUCCGAGCCGACUCCACUUUCUCAGGUUACACAAGACUUGCCCUUGACUACGGACUGGUUUAACAACCCUGUACCUGCUCAUGUCGAGCCACCAGUGGCCAAGACCCCUAGUCAACAUCUCCGUACCGGAUCUGCCCCUAGCAUCCCUCGCCUGGGAUCCCCAUUCGUGUAUAGCACUUGGGGCCCCGGUGGAUCAAGCCGUCAAAUCCAUGAUCUCAAUGCUCGACGUGGGACCGUUCAUGUUCCGGGUUACCGUGCCCGACGCAACACAUACUUAGACCAGUCUGUGCCCGAUACCGACGAUGUAUUCGCGAGCGUAUCCAGGGAGCAGAAGAAUCCUUCCGAUCAAGAAGUUGAACGUCGUUUGGAGGAUUAUGUUCGCGAUAACAAGUUCCAAGAUAUGGGCCAUGGUCGGGUCCGCGUUCGCAAUCGUGGAGCUACCACGAGUGCUGUCAAUCCCAGAGAUAUGGACCAGCUUUUCUCACCGCCCUCGUCUCUCAACUCAGGCCCAAUUGAGCCCGAGGAGACUACACCUGUUCUGAAGCCGCCCAUAAACCCAUUAUUGGACCUUGGCGAAAACAUCAAACGUCUUGGCUCACCCUUCCGGAUCGAAGGAGGAUUCAAGCGCCGCGAAGCCCCGAAGCGAGUCACUAGACAAGCACCUGCGCUGUCUGAUCCGUUCUUGAGCGGUGGCCCUUCACACACCAGGCGUGAUGACAGCACUUCUCCCAUGCAGGUUUCUCCGGCUCAAGUACAUAACAAAGUGCCGGGCCCUUUGCCAUACAAUGCUUCAGAGGACGGCCUUUCUGAUGCCGAGCGCAUCCGUCGGCAAAUCUUGAAUAUGCCCUUUACACGCAACUAA
This is a messenger RNA of Penicillium concentricum, 1917 nucleotides long. RefSeq lists its product as uncharacterized. The transcript is spliced from 2 exons. Lineage: Eukaryota; Fungi; Ascomycota; Eurotiomycetes; Eurotiales; Aspergillaceae. The record is from RefSeq and is a predicted model, not a curated record. Bases 1 to 1917 code for a protein of 638 amino acids.